This is a messenger RNA of Cynara cardunculus var. scolymus (artichoke), 1872 nucleotides long. Its product is annotated as carotenoid cleavage dioxygenase 7, chloroplastic. The record is from RefSeq and is a predicted model, not a curated record. The transcript has 8 exons. The coding region runs from base 1 to 1872 and encodes 623 amino acids. Gene Ontology annotation, cellular component: chloroplast stroma. Lineage: Eukaryota; Viridiplantae; Streptophyta; Magnoliopsida; Asterales; Asteraceae. Gene Ontology annotation, biological process: carotene catabolic process. Gene Ontology annotation, molecular function: 9-cis-epoxycarotenoid dioxygenase activity.
AUGCAGGCCAAAACAUUCAAUUUCAUCCCAUUGAAACCGUCGUCGCCGGCGAUCAAACUGCGACGACCUCAGGCGAUCUCGUUCCCCGAUAGUGUCCCUCGAAACAUUUCCAUAACCAUACCAACUCAAGAAGUUUCGACUUCCGUUCAAGAUGAAAAAGUCGCAGCUUAUUGGGAUUACCAGUUUCUGUUUGUUUCCCAACGAUCAGAAACUGCUAAUCCCAUCAGCUUACGCAUUUGCGAAGGCUCCAUACCUGCAAAUUUCCCACUCGGCACGUAUUAUCUGACUGGUCCGGGUCUGUUUCGCGACGACCAUGGCUCAACGGUGCACCCGCUAGACGGCCACGGAUAUCUUCGAGCGUUCACGAUCGAUGGUUCGAAAGGUGAGGUCACCUUCAUGGCUCGAUACAUUGAGACCACGGCGCAGACCGAGGAGCACGACCGUGAAACCGGCAAGUGGCGGUUCACCCACCGUGGCCCGUUUUCGGUGCUGAAGAACGGGAAAAAGAUCGGAAACACGAAAGUGAUGAAAAACGUGGCUAACACGAGCGUGUUGAAGUGGGGAGACCGGUUGUUUUGCUUGUGGGAAGGUGGUGCUCCUUACGAGAUUGAAUCUGGAUCGUUGGAUACGAUCGGAAAGUUUGAUCUGAUCAACGGUGAUGAUGGAUCAUGUAGGUCCGACGACGGAGAUGCGGUGGUGGAGGGUGGUGGAAGGCUGUUGGAUCUUGCUGCAAGCAUAUUGAAGCCAAUAUUAUAUGGUGUUUUCAAGAUGCCACCCAAACGGCUGUUGUCGCAUUACAAGAUUGAUUCUUCGAGGAAUAGACUUCUUAUGAUGUCAUGCAAUGCAGAAGAUAUGCUCCUCCCACGCAGUAAUUUCACCUUCUACGAGUUCGAUUGCAAUUUCAAGAUGGUAGAGAAGAAAGAAUUCAAGAUCCCAGAACAUCUAAUGAUCCACGACUGGUCUUUCACUGAUUCUCAUUACAUCUUGUUUGGAAACCGAAUCAAACUCGACGUUCUUGGAUCAAUGGCAGCAGUAUGUGGAUUUACUCCAAUGAUAUCAGCAUUAUCUGUAAACCCUAGCAAAUCCACAUCUCCAAUAUAUAUGCUUCCUCGUUUUCAUGAUGAAGGAUCAGGGAGAGAUUGGAAAAUCCCCAUUGAAGCUCCUUCUCAAAUGUGGGUUCUUCAUGUCGGAAAUUCGUUCGAACACAAAGAUGGUGACGGAAACGUGCAGAUCGAGAUCCAAGCGAGUGGUUGUUCGUAUAAAUGGUUCAAUUUUCAGAAAAUGUUCGGAUACGAUUGGCAAAGUGGCAAGUUGGAUCCGUCAAUGAUGAACGCAGACGGAGAAAAUAACUUGUUGCCUCAUCUAAUCCAGGUUUCGAUUAACUUGGAUGCAAACGGAAAUUGCAAAAAAUGUCGUGUGAAUCCUCUAAACACACAAUGGGAAAAAGCAACCGAUUUCCCAGUUAUCAAUCAAGAUUUCGGUGGAAGCAACAACAAGUACGUGUAUGCGGCGACAUCUUCAGGUGUUCGUCGGGAACUUCCGCAUUUUCCAUUCGAUACAGUAGUGAAGUUCGACACGGUGACGAAUUCGACCCACACGUGGUCAACGAGCGCCCGACGGUUCAUCGGUGAGCCCAUUUUCGUCUCGAAUGGAAACAAAGAAGAUGAUGGGUACCUUCUUGUGGUAGAGUAUGCAGUGUCAAAACAACAAUGCUAUCUGGUGAUUUUGGAUGCAAAGAAGAUUGGGGAGACCAAUGCAGUUGUGGCAAGACUUGAAGUGCCAAAAUACUUGAAUUUUCCUAUAGGAUUUCAUGGUUUUUGGGCUCCUACAAAUAAGAGUUUAGCAUCUCUUAAAAAACAAACAGUAUCAUAA